GCAAUGCAAUUGAUAUGCGUCUGAAGAUGUUAUUUUCUUCUUCUACAUAAUGACAAAUACAUUGUUUGUUUUUUUGCAUUUGCAAAGGUACCGCGACACCAUGAGCCGAAUAGACUAGUAAUGAUUUAUUUCAUUUUGAUGUCGUUAUUUCUAGAAACACGUUCGAAUGAUCCUAAGAACUGAUCCAGAGUCGCUUUGUUCUGACGUUCCUUGUGAACAUUUGAAACGGGUACUUAGAACCUAUCCCAAAUCAUCCGAAGCGGACCGAAUCUAUCCAACAUGGCCGAAGUGAAAACGGAUCUCUCGAUUUCGGGUGCAGAUUUUACAGGAAAUACUUUCGUUGUGCUGCAUUUGUGAAGGGCUGCCAUUUUACCGAGCUUACGCAUCAACAGUAUGAACCAUGAGUGACCAAGUGGUCCAACUCUCCUCAGCCUUCCACCAUGAGGACAUGCUUCAGUCUCUGCACCAGCUCAGGCUACAUGGUCACCUGUGCGAUGUCACAGUCCAGGUCGACUUCCAGGGUGAGCUGGAAGAGUUUGAGGCUCACCAGGCGGUCCUAGCUGCCUCCAGCGGCUACUUCAAGAACAUCCUACUGGCACCGGACCCACCCAAGAAACUAUUCUUGGGGAACGUUCGAACCACUGAUUUCACCAGGUUCUUGGAAUAUGUAUACACUGGCAAACUGGAGGUGGAUAAAGAGUUUGCUAAAGACACGAUUGGUGUAAUACAUGAAGUGGCAACACUGUUGGAGUGUAAGAGCCUUGUCCAGGCCUGCAGCUCGGUUCUCUAUGAAGGCAGCUUGAGUCUGCACAGGGUUGAGGCAUCCAUGUCACAAGACACGGAAUAUGAUUUGUAUGAUGUAGGAGAGGAGGAUGGGGCGCUGGGGGUCGGAGUCAACAAAGUUCCCAAAAUAGCCUCCACCAAGAGGCUGACCCCUCCUACCAAACCAGAGAGGGGGGAGAAAAGGGCAAAGGUCGCGGUCACAGCCGAGGAGGAGAAGUCAGAGGUGAAUAAAGACACUGAGGUCUCUGGGAGGAGGAGUAACAGGCUGGCAGGGCGCAGAGUCUUCAUUGACAUUCCUAAGAAGAAGUACGUGAGGAAGAUGAAGGACCAGACCCUGGCGCAGAUGGAAGAUCUGCCUGACAACAACACUCAGACAACCAGUCAGGAGGAGAACACUUACAACACACAGGAGGCAGAAGAGGCCCUUCCAGAGCCUCUGCCUGAAAAAGGGGGGGCGGGACUGGAGUCGACAGACGUUGAUGAUGAAGAUGAGGUGGAAGAGGGAGAUAUACCAGAGGAUUGUCCAGAUGACUCCCUCUUCUUGCCCAGCAAGGAAGAGGAGGGUGAGGAGGAGGGAGAGGAGCGUGCCACCAACAGAUCAUCCAGACGUAUUGACACUCAAUACAAGUGUGACAAAUGUCAACGGACCUUCCACUAUGAGAAGAGCUACCUGAAGCACGUCAAGACGAGCCACAGUGUGCAGGGGGAGGUGACGUACCGUUGUGACACCUGCCAGCAGACCUUCGCCAACCGCUGCAACCUGAAGAUCCACCAGAGACACGUCCACAGUGACGAAAGGCUGUUCCCCUGUGACGUCUGCACCAAGACCUUCAAACGCAAGAAGGACGUGACGCGCCACCGACGACAGGUGCACGAGGGAGGCGGCGAGCGACACACCUGUCUUGUGUGUAACAAGGCGCUGAGCUCUAAGACAGCGUUGACGCUACACGAGAGAACGCACACAGGAGACAAGCCCUACUCCUGCACUGACUGUGAAGCCAAGUUCUCCCAGAGCUCAGCCCUCAAGACACACCGCAGGACUCACACAGGAGAGAAGCCUUUCGCCUGUGACCAGUGUGAUGCGAGGUUCACCCAGAACCACAUGUUGUCCUAUCACAAAAGGGCCCACACGGGAGAGAAGCCUUUUAUGUGUGAGAGCUGUGGGAAAAGCUUUGCCUCUAAAGAAUACCUGAAACACCACUCCAGAAUCCACACAGGCUCCAGGCCUUACAAGUGUGAACAAUGUGGUCGGGCCUUCGCCCAGAGAAACUCCCUCCACCAGCAUAUGAAGAUACACACAGGUGAGCGUCCGUACCACUGUACAGAUUGUGAUAAGCAGUUCACCCAGCUGAAUGCCCUCCAGAGGCACCAGAGGAUUCAUACAGGGGAGAAGCCCUACAUGUGUGGCCUCUGCAACCGUACCUUCACGGACAAGUCCACCGUACGCAGGCACACCAUGACUCACGACCAAAACACUCCAUGGAAGAACUACCUGGUGGUCCUCAAGGACAACAUGGAGAAAAAGACUAAGAAGCCCAGAAGCCUUGGUAGAAAGGUUAAAAUAGAGACUGUGGUUCGGGAGCUGGAAGGGGAUAGUGGAGCUGGAGGUAGGCUCCAGGAGGGGACCAUAUUGGUUCCUGGUGAGCCCAUCACCCUCUCAGCCAGCUGGGGCGACCCAGGGACCAUCGCCCUGGUUAGCCACACCACCCUGGGUGGGUUCACGGUCAUCCAGACAGAGAUGCCGGCUGGGACCCAGCUACCCAUCGUCACCACAGACUGCACCGGGGCCAGUGUCAUCUCUCUGGAUGGAUCCACUGUCUCUGUCCCCUUUACUAUCCCUGUCUCUAUGUCCUCCAUCUCUGUGUCCUCGUCCUCCUCUGGCGUCCUCCCUGUCCAGACUGUGUCUGUCUCUGUCCCAGUCACUGUUUCAGGGGCCAUAUUUGCCCCAGUUUCAGAGACCAGUCUUUCAACUUCAUGUGUUCUGGAAACUGCGGUGUCGCAGACCAUCUUGGCUCCAGAUUUGGAAGCUGGGCCGUGUUCAGAUACGACGGCCAUUGCGGAUCCCGAGGAGGCAGUUUCAGAGUGUGCCCCUAUCUCUGAGGAGUGUGUCACAGUGCAGACAUCAGAACUGGAGACUGAGACACCGAGCGCUGCUGUCUCUAAUGAGGAACAACACAGUGUACCAGAGGACAUUGGGACUGUGGAAGACCUGGAGGUGUCCACUGAAGAUACUGUGGUGUAGGUUGGCAUGUAUUUCAAUGUACACUCCCUUCCGUAUGCAUUUGGGCACUGAAGAUAAUUCCUUUAAUUUGGCUCUAUACUCCAGCAUUUUGGAUUUUGAGGUCAAAUGUUUCAUACGAGGCGACAACAGGACACUACCUUUUUUUCCGUGUACAAAUUGAAAGCACUGUAUCGAAAUCAAAUCAAAUGUAUUCGUCACGUACACAGUUUACAGCUGGUAUACAAGGUGCAGUGAAAUGUUUGCCCUAGCUCCCUCAAUGCAGUACAUCAAUCAACAAUAACAGUGAAGAGUCAAGUAGAAAAUAACAAGUAGUAGAAGAGGCAAUAUGAGUAGUAAUAAUGGACUGUAUUUACACUAUUAACAAAUAUAAAGUGGGUUGUGGAAUCAAUAGUACUAGAACAGCAGCAUUGAGUGUGUGAGCUCAGUGCUUGUGUGUGUGUGUUUAUAGGUGUGUGUGUGUUUAUGUGUGUUUGUGUGGAAGGGUUGAAUAUGUGUGUAGUGCAAAUCAUUUCUAAGGUGCCUAAUGCAAAUAGUCUCUACGGUGCAGAUCUGUGCUAGGUUUGAAUUUUUAGCAGUCUGAUGGCCCGGUGGUAGAAGCUGUCUCUGAGCCUGUUCGUCCGAGACCCAAUACUCGGAUACUACUUGCCAGAUGGUAACAGUGAACAGUCCAUGACUCGGGUGACUGGAGUCCUUAAAGAUCUUUGGGGCCUUCCUAAGACACGGGCUGGUGUAGAUGUACUGGAGGGCAAGGAGCUCGCCCUCAGUUAUUCAUUAGGUCGUCCGCACCAACCUCGGUAGGGCCUUCCAGUUGAGGGCGGUGCGUUUGCCGUACCAGGCGGCGAUGCAGCCGUUCAAGAGGCUCUCGAUUGUUCAACUUCUUUAGGAUCCUAGGGCCCGUGCUGAAUGUCUUCAGGCGCCUGAGGUUUGAGAGACACUGCUGCUAAAACCACGGCGGGGGUGUGAUUGGAUCAUGUCCGGUUCUCUGUAAUGUGCACGCUGAGGAACUUGAAGCUUUUUACCCUUCUCCACUGCAGCCCGGCCGAUGACAAUAGUGGCGUGCUCCUCUCCUCGUUUCCUGUAGUCCAUAAUCAGCUGCUUGGUUUUUGCUGACUUUGAGGGAGAGGCUGUUUCCCUGGCACCACUGACUCUAGUCCCUCCCAUUUGAAGAAGUCAUAAGUAUUUGGACACAUUCACUUAUAGUGUAUUAAAGUUGUCAAAAGUGUAGUAUUUGGUUCCAUAUUUGUAUGACUAUGUUAAGUUUGUGACUACAAACUAGUGCACAGGUGUCAAUUGGAUGCAUUUGCAGUUUGUUUUGGGUUAUGUUUUGACCAAUGAACUGUAUGGUGAAUCAUGUAUUGUCAUUUUGGAGUGACUUUUAUUGUAAAUAAGGACGUUUUUGAACAUUUCUACAUGAAUGUGGAUGCUACCAUGAUUAUGGAUCAUUCAUAAAUGAAUUGUGAAUAAUGAUGGGUGAGGAAGUUAGAGGCACAAAGAUCAUCCCCCCCAAAAAAUGCUGAACUCCCAUGUUAAUGGUCAGGUUAGCACGUUCUGUAACCUUCUCACUAGUCAUUAUUCAUUCCUGAUUUUUCUUAAUCAUGGCAUUAUCCGGAUUCAUUUUGAAGUGUUCUGAAACAUCUUAUCUACUCAGAAAUACAAUUACUCCAUUCACCAUUCAGUUCCUAUCAGGCAAAACUUAACACAGAGUAUUAAAAUACCCUCAAAUAAAAAGUGACAUUCUGUACUGUUGUCCCAUAUGAGACAUUUGCUCUCAUCCAAAAAUGCUGGAGGAUAGAGCCAAAUUAAAAUGUGUAGCUUCACUGUCCAUAUACAUAUGAAAGUGUCUAUUUAUUGGGUCUGAAUUCAUAUUUUAUGUCUGUCCUCUACUCUGUUGACGAAACGUUACGGGGUUGCCUUUUUGAAAUUUAGGCUGGGAUUGAAUCGGAUUGUGGGUUCUAGGUAUUGUGGAUUUUAACCUCUCAAAUAUUGAGCAGUUCUGAACAGGUUCCAACUGAUAUUUUGGUGUACAAAGCCAUAUGUGAACGUCGUAGGGUUCAGUGCCUCGAAAGCUUUAUCUGUCUGCACUCAGCUACCACUCUCAGAACGGACCUGGAAGUGUCAGGUUUCAGACCGCAUAGGAAGUAACGUGUCACACUUUCUGGCCUAUCCAGACAAAUAAUCGAUUUACUCUCCCUCUGGGAGACAGAAUAUGAAAGGGGACAGUCUAGUGCACAGGUGUCAAACUCAUUCCACAGAGGGCCGAGUGGCUGUGGGUUUUGCUCCUCCCUUGUACUUGAUUGAUGAAUUAAGGGCCCUAAUUAGUAAAAAAAAAAAAAAAAAAACCUGCUGACGCUAGGCCCAUGGAAUGAGUUUGACAACCCUGGUCGAGCGCAAGGGUAUUCAACUCUUAAAGGCUCUGAUUGGUCCAUCUGAUGUCUGCAGUGGACGUACAGCGUUUACUGCGACGCGGCCUCCGCAGAGGUCAGAACGUUCACACUUCUUCACGGAGCAGAGCUGUUGUCAAGGAAGUGGGUUUGUGUUUAUACAGGACCUCACCUACCAUCAACUACCAUCAACUAUUCAUGUCGAUGCGGAUCUAUACAGAGCUAUAAGGAGACCUUCACAUUGUUACAUAAUUUGGGAGGCACACGGCGAUGCGGUAUGGAGUUCGAUUUGCUCUCCGAAAGCCUCCGGAGGCGCCGCAUUUGCGUCACAUCCUCCGUACUGAGCCUCCGGUCCACAUUUCGGAAGCCUGCUGGUUUUCUGUUCUACCUGAUAAUGAAUUGCAUACACCUGGUGUCCUAGGUCUAAAUCAGUCCCCGAUUAGAGGGGGAAUGAUGAAAGACAACAGUGGAACUGGCUUGAGGUCCAGGAUUGAGUCUGAGGGGUCUAGCGAGUCUAAAUCUAAUAGCUAAAUGAUCCUUGCUAUUACCAUUUUAAAAUAAUUAUAUGUUAGCUUGGUAAGUUGUUUAUUUGAUUGUUCCUAUAUUUAGAAAAAACAUGUCAUUUUAAGCCCCACUUUUGUUGAAUAGGAAAAUAAAUCAAUGUAUUUUCAUA
Messenger RNA from Oncorhynchus mykiss (rainbow trout), 6079 nucleotides. It is a transcript of the gene gzf1, whose product is annotated as GDNF inducible zinc finger protein 1. The record is from RefSeq and is a predicted model, not a curated record. Gene Ontology annotation, cellular component: nucleoplasm. NCBI's taxonomy places the organism in Eukaryota, Metazoa, Chordata, Actinopteri, Salmoniformes, Salmonidae. Gene Ontology annotation, biological process: regulation of transcription by RNA polymerase II. Gene Ontology annotation, molecular function: DNA-binding transcription repressor activity, RNA polymerase II-specific; protein binding; RNA polymerase II cis-regulatory region sequence-specific DNA binding.